Molecule: messenger RNA, 1714 nt
Organism: Astyanax mexicanus (Mexican tetra)
Lineage: Eukaryota; Metazoa; Chordata; Actinopteri; Characiformes; Acestrorhamphidae
Gene: hrh2b
Product: histamine receptor H2b
Exons: 2
Coding region: 313-1398 (361 amino acids)
Biological process (GO): G protein-coupled receptor signaling pathway, coupled to cyclic nucleotide second messenger; chemical synaptic transmission
Cellular component (GO): dendrite; membrane
Molecular function (GO): neurotransmitter receptor activity; G protein-coupled serotonin receptor activity
Source: RefSeq, a predicted model, not a curated record
UGCAGGAUCAAGGACAUAAUGGAGCUGUAUAACUGUAGCUGCAUAUAGACAGUGUCUCUCUUAAAGUCUCAAGUCAAGACAUGUGGACUAUUCUCAACACACACACACAGUAAUGGCUGGACACUUCAUGGACACUGUAUAUAUUUAUUGCAUAGAACCAUAAAAACUAUAACAAGACUAAUAAGAUGACAGAGCUUGGUUUAGGAACAGAGAAGGCUAAUAAAAUAAUAAAUAUAAAUAAAUAUCAUGCAUGGGCAGCCCUAGUUCUGAGACAAGGCUAAUGAGGUACUGCAGUGUGCUGUGAGAGGAACAAUGGUGUCCACAGCCGUCCAAUGGGUGGUGCUGGUGGCCUUUAUUGUGCUCACCAUUGGUGGAAACGUGCUGGUGUGUCUGGCAGUAGGAACUAGCCAUCGACUGAGGAGAAUAAGCAACUGCUUUGUGGUGUCGUUGGCUGUAACCGACCUCCUGCUGGGUCUGUUGGUACUGCCCCUCACCGCAACCCUUGAGCUACGUAGCGGCCGCUGGUCUUUAGGGGGAACGUUCUGCAACAUCUACAUCUGCGUGGACGUCAUGCUCUGCACUGCUUCCAUCUUCACCUUGCUGGCCAUCAGUGUGGAUCGCUACCUGGCCAUCUCCGGGCCACUCAGCUACUCCAGAAGAGUCACUCCCCCAAGAGUGGCAACAGCAAUUGGCACCAUCUGGGCAUUCUCCAUGACGGUGGGCUUUGUACCAAUCCACCUAGGCCUGAACACAGCAGACUUUAGAGUGCAGAACAUGGUCUGGGAGAUAGGGGACGAAGGCGAUGAGGGCAUGACCUGCCAAUAUGAGUGGAAUAACAACUAUGCCCUGCUGGAUGCCUUCUUAACCUUCUUCCUCCCCCUUCUGAUCAUGUGUGGGAUGUACCACCGCAUCUUCCUCGUGGCACGUGAGCAGGCUCGUCGUAUCCGUGCUGCCACUCCCUCCUUCAUACGUUCUGCAUCUGUGGCGGCGACCACACGGGAGCAUAAAGCUACGGUGACUCUGGCGGCCGUGCUGGGGGCCUUCAUCAUCUGCUGGCUUCCCUACUUCAUCUACUUCAUGUACAUGGGCCUGAGGAGCGAGACAAACCCACCAAGCCUCAUUCACUCUGUGGUGCUCUGGCUGGGUUACUUCAACUCCGCCCUGAACCCCAUCCUCUACCCAGCCCUGAACCGAGAUUUCCGCCGGGCCUACAGUCAGCUCCUACGCUGCAGGACUGCACAGAAGUGGGCGGCUACCUCAGCGAGAACCUCGCAGCAGGAGAGAAGAGUUUCCAAUGGGAAACUCCAGAAUAAACAGGAAUGGAACAAGAUACAUGUAGCGACACAUCUCCAUCUGCAAGAGGCGAACAGCGACGUUAGCCUAGAACAUAUCAGUUAAUUCCAGUGAGAUGUUUGAGCAAGUGUAUUUAACUGUAAGUGAUUUAAGGCUUUAGCUGCCCUUUGAAUCAAUCACAAUGUCAGCAUCUGCAUGUUCACUCCUACCAAAUUUUUAUAAUGACCAUUUUAAGUUUUUUUUUUUUUUUCAAAAAGGUCUAAUUGUUAUUUAUGUAAAUGUUUAUGUUCUAAAAAUAUUAAUAUCCAGACACAUGCAAGAUAAACACAGCUAGCAAGAAUUUAGACACUGUCCACAUGUAGCCAUGUUUUUUUUUUAUAAAAAAAAAUAGUUGAAGUUACUUUAAGUGUGAUACAUAUAC